Messenger RNA from Mya arenaria, 752 nucleotides. RefSeq lists its product as uncharacterized. Bases 33 to 752 code for a protein of 239 amino acids. NCBI's taxonomy places the organism in Eukaryota, Metazoa, Mollusca, Bivalvia, Myida, Myidae. The record is from RefSeq and is a predicted model, not a curated record. The transcript has 2 exons.
UGCCACAUAUUUAUCUAUAAGUUUGUUUAGGCAUGGAUGUUUUGUGGCUGCUCAUCUUAAUACCAUUGCUUUUUGAUAGCAUUGAUGGAUGCUGUCGACAUGUUGUGGCAACCCUCUUCGAAGUCCUUGACUUUGUACAAGACUUCAAGAAGACCAGCUGUACUUCAGGGCCAUGUAUGUGGGUUCGGCGUGCUUCUCAGGCCGAUCAACUAGGCAAACCUAUUCCUGCCUCACAACUUGAGACUUCAAUUAUGGUGGAGCCCAGCACACAGACAGCAAUGCCACUGUAUUCGCCAUUGUCUGAUGAGUAUCCAGUGCCAGAUCCUAACGAUUUCCUUGAAAAAGUGAAAACUCUUCAACCAACAGCCUGCGGAUUACGUGCCAUGUAUGACUGCUCAUAUAAAAAGAAUUGUACUUCAUCACCUCUGAGCGUCAAAACACCAAUGGAAAGAGCUGAACAAUUUAUGAAGGAACAUAUAUGUGAAAAUUUAUCUUGUAACUGUUCUAAUAUAUUUAUGUAUUAUUAUCUUACUUAUUCAGAGAAUGAAUGUGAGCAAAUUGAACAAUUAACAAGAGGUCAAUCAAAAAAUAAUAACUGGCAUCGGAUGAGAAAAGGACUAUUAACUGCAUCCAAUUUUCAUAAAAUUACACAUUCAACUGAUUUAAAUCGAACAGCAAUUGCGUUACAAAAAAAAUCAGUGUUUGCAGAAAACUCUAUUCCAGACUCCAUAUUAUUUUGGGCAGCGAUUUGA